AUGAGUCGUCAAACUUUAACAACCAAGUCAACAUCCAAAUCAUCCACUCUCUCUCUCCCGAGUCUCCCCCUCACAAUCUUCUCCCUUCCUCUCACAUCUUACAACAUUCCCCUAACAAAACACAUCCUCUCAAUCUUCUAUCAACAAAGCACCUUCAAGAAACGCGAAUCACGCACCAGUCUCUUACAAAAACUAGCUAGGAUCGAGGCCACCCGAACAGAUAAUGAAAGAGAGACUGUAUCUCAGCUUCUUCGUCAUGAUAUCACCAUUACUAGAGCUGCUAUAAAAGCGGGUCCGCAAGAUGAAGAUGAGGACGGCCAACUUUUAGAGAAAGGAAAGGAUACGGAAUGUGAAGUUUGUCUGGAGGCUUUGCCUGCUCGGAGUUUUCGACAUCAAAUGGUUGAAAGCAAAUGCGAGCAUGAGACACAUAUCUGUACACCUUGUCUGGAUCAAGCCGUUAUAGCGAAUAUAGCUAAUGAUAGAGCAGUUAUGACAACUACAUCAGCACUUUUCAAAUUCGCAACCUACCGAGCUUUCGCUGGUGUUUGA
This is a messenger RNA of Sclerotinia borealis F-4128, 549 nucleotides long. The record is from the annotation of a GenBank genome assembly. NCBI's taxonomy places the organism in Eukaryota, Fungi, Ascomycota, Leotiomycetes, Helotiales, Sclerotiniaceae.